Molecule: messenger RNA, 1570 nt
Organism: Tarenaya hassleriana
Lineage: Eukaryota; Viridiplantae; Streptophyta; Magnoliopsida; Brassicales; Cleomaceae
Product: protein HAIKU1-like
Exons: 2
Coding region: 364-1410 (348 amino acids)
Source: RefSeq, a predicted model, not a curated record
UCGUGUAGCUCGGGCUGAGAGAUCUGGAGCGGAAUUGAGGUAUCUCGCCCUUCUGGGUCUGCUUAGAUUCGUUUUUCUCUCUGGUUUCUGAGUUGGAGUCUGGAUCCGUAUCGAUCACUCUCGUGGGUUCUUGCCUUUUGUGAUGGAAAGCUAGUGAUUUGCUUGGAUAUUGGUUUACAGGUUGAGUUCACUAAUGUCAGGUGUAGCAUUUUAGCUCUGAGAGAGAGGAUUUUAGCUGGAUUUUGGUAUAUUGAUCGGCUAUAUAUAUAGGUGCUGUUCAUCGGUUGGGCUUUGAAGCUUGAGCUUUGGAUCUUUGAGAAUUAGGACUUGGAAUCUUGGAUUAGGGUACUGAGAUUUCCCCUGAUGGAUCAUUCGAGACCCAGGCAAAGUGACCAUUUGGGUGUGAAUAAGAUUGGGAAGAACAUUAGGAAGAGUCCUUUGCACCAACCGAAUUUCGGUAACGGUAAUGCUGUGAGGCCUCAGCCACAGCCUCAGGUUUAUAACAUUAGCAAGAACGACUUUAGGAGUAUAGUUCAGCAGCUAACGGGUUCUCCAUCACGUGAGAGCCUCCCUCAGCCUCCUCAGAACCCACUAAAGCCUCAGAAUACUCGGUUGCAGAAGAUAAGACCGGCACCUCUGACUCAGUUUAACAGACCUCCGGUUCCUUCCCCGGCUGCUAUGGCUCCACUACCACCUGCUCAAUUUAGGCCCCCGCCUCAGCCUUAUGCUCAGCCAUUGCCACAAGCUAUGCAACCGAUGAUGGGUCAUGGGGAUCCGGCUUGGUCUAAUACAGCUGAGUCUCCUGUUUCGGUGUAUAUGCGUUAUCUUCAAAGUUCUCUUGCUGAAUCUGGACCCAAUGGAAACCAUGUGCAACCGGGUAUGCCGGCUCAAUCCCAACCACCGGGUCAAACGGGUCAUCCUCAACUUCAGCACCAUGCGCCGGGUCAAUCUCAGAUGCAUCCACCACAGUUUGGAUCAGUUCCUUACCCAGCCAUGCCGGCUCAACCAAUGCCACCCAAUCUUCCUUCCCCGCGGUUUAAUGGACCUGUGCCAGUCAUGCCUGCUUUGCCCUCUCCCCGGUUUAAUGGUCCUCCCCAACCGAUGCACGGUCUUCCUUCUCCUCAAUUCAACGGUCCCGGGCUACUACCAUCCCCGACUUCCCAGUUCCUUCUGCCCUCUCCCACCGCUUACCCGAGCCUUUUCUCCCCAAGAUCACCUUACCCAUUACUGUCGCCUGGAGUUCAAUAUCCUCCACCACUGACACCAACCUUCAUGUUUUCGCCUAUGGGUCAGCCCGGAGUUCUUGGCCCGGGGCCGGGCCCUCAACCUCCUCCAUCUCCGGGUCUCAUGUUCCCGUUAUCGCCAUCCGGGUUUUUCCCAAUCUCAAGUCCAAGAUGGAGAGAUCGCUAGGAGGGGAGGGUGAUCAUCUUCUUCUUCUAGCUUUCUGGUAUGUGUAUGUUGAAUAACAUAAUCUGAUAGUGUCUGUAUUAUGGGAAGAGCAAAUCCUAGGAGCUGUAAGACAAGAAAGGAGCUGUAGAACAAGACAAGAUUAGAAACAUGUUUUUUUUUU